Anarrhichthys ocellatus (wolf-eel) is the source of this 697-nucleotide messenger RNA. RefSeq names its product olfactory receptor 52N4-like. Gene Ontology annotation, cellular component: membrane. Gene Ontology annotation, molecular function: odorant binding; G protein-coupled receptor activity; olfactory receptor activity. Gene Ontology annotation, biological process: G protein-coupled receptor signaling pathway; detection of chemical stimulus involved in sensory perception of smell. The transcript has a single exon. The annotation marks the transcript as partial. Lineage: Eukaryota; Metazoa; Chordata; Actinopteri; Perciformes; Anarhichadidae. The record is from RefSeq and is a predicted model, not a curated record.
UCUGACAUUCACACUGUUUCUGCUCCACUUUGUUUCCUGCAGAAUUUCUUCCUGUACUGUUAUGGAGGUGUUGAGUAUUUAAAUUUAGCCGUCAUGUCUUAUGACCGAUAUCUUGCUAUUUGUUAUCCUCUACAAUAUAACACACGUAUGACAUUUAACAAGAUUACUGUUCUUUUUGCUGUAACAUGGCUUGGCCCUUUACUGCUGUGUGUUGUGAUGACAUCAUUGAGUACCUCUUUACAGCUGUGUGGGACCAUUAUUGAGAAAGUGUACUGUGACAACUACUCCAUUGUCAAACUAGCCUGCGAUGACACUUCAGUUCAUAACAUCUAUGGACUCAUUGCUACUUCACUCUCGAUCUUUUGUCCUCUCAUUCUAAUCUUCUUCUCUUACAUGAAGAUCUUUAGAGUUUGUUUCUCUGGUUCUAAACAGACCAGACAGAAAGCUGUCAGUACCUGCACACCUCACCUCGCUUCUCUGCUCAACUUCUCAUGUGGGGCUUGCUUUGAAGUAUUACAGAGCAGGUUCAAUAUGAACAAUCUACCCAAUACUUUGAGAAUUGUGUUGUCAUUAUACUGGCUUACAUGCCAGCCGGUUUUCAACCCCUUACUGUACGGGCUAAAUAUGUCCAAAAUCCAAAUCAUAUGUAAAAGUCUUGUCUUUGCUAAGAUGUAGGCCUCUCAUGUCAGGGCGGCCC